GGUUGUGCCCCCGCCUUUUUGUCUGCUCAGAACCCCAGACGUCCCCGUGUACCUCGGUUUUCCACACCCCCCGCCCCCCCCCGUGAGGCCGAGGGGGGCGGGCCGGGGAGGGGCCGCCCCCGGCCCUUAAGCAGCGGUGGGGGGGCGGUGCCGGUGCCCGUGGGGGACCCGGGCUGUGACCGAGGGGCCGCGCACCCAUGCCCGAACAAGCAGUUGCUGUUGCUGGAGGUGUAAUAGGAGGGAUCCUUUUAUUUGUUCUCAUUGGAAUAGUUGCAUACCUGCUCUGGAAGAAAUUUUGCUGCCUCCUUUCUUACGAAAAGCUCACCAGUCCUGUCAAAACAACAAAUGCAAAUGCCAUUUUUCAGGAUCAUUCGACUUCUGAAAUUCAACUAAAAAGCACAAGAUCCAGAAGCAUUCCAUUUAUCAUUCCACCAACGCUGCAUGGGCGAGACCGGAUUAACCUGACGAACGAAGAACAGGUUCAGGAAGACACUGACCCCUACAUGAUUCCUCAGUCGGGGCCACGGUCAUCAUUUCAUUCUUUGGCUGGAGCUUAUGUUGUAGGGACCAUUAACCCAGAGCUGUACAAGUUUCCUGAAGACGAAAGUGAGACGGAUUUUCCUGAAGGCAACAUUGGCCGCCUCUGGUUCUCCAUAGAGUACGAGCAAGAGUCAGAAAGGCUCCUCGUCUCCUUGAUCAAAGUCAGAAAGCUGCAGCCUCCUGCUGAUUCCUGCAGUCCAUUUGUGAAAAUCUACUUGCUGCCUGAUGAAAGAAGCUACUUGCAGUCCAAAACAAAACGCAAAACCCUUAACCCGCAGUUUGAUGAAAACUUUGUGUUUCAGGUUUCCAGUAAAAUGUUGCUCCAAAGGACUCUGAAGUUUUUGGUUUAUCAUGUUGAUAAGCAGAAGAAGCAUCAUCUCUUAGGCCAAGUUAUCUUCCCACUGAAAAAUGAAACAUUAACUGAUGACAACAAACUAGUCAUAUGGAGAGAUCUGGAGAAAGAAAACUUGGAGCCUCCUUCAGACUAUGGUGAUAUCCAGUUCUCCCUCAGCUACAACGACUACCUGGGCCGUCUCACUGUAGUGGUUCUGAGGGCAAGAGGAUUAAAGCUCCAGGAGGAGAGCCAUGCUGCCAGUGUGUAUGUCAAAGUCUCAUUAAUGAACCAUAAUAAAUUCAUCAAAAGUAAAAAGACAGCAGCUGUUCUGGGAUCUCCCAAUCCAGUGUAUAAUGAAACCUUCAGUUUCAAGGCAGAUCAGACAGAGCUGGAUACAGCAAGCCUGAGUCUAUCUGUGCUCCAGAGCCUCACGGGAGAAAAAACACAUCUGCUAGGACAGGUAGUAGUCGGGCCUUUCAUGUACACCCGCGGCAAAGAACUUGAACAUUGGAAUGAAAUGAUCAGCAAGCCCAAGGAGUUGGUUAAACGGUGGCAUGCUCUCUGCCCCAGCACGUAAACAGCACGGAUAAAAACAUCAAACUUAAAAUGGAAAAGGUCUCAUCAUCUUUCAUAACCUAAUGGUGAAGGGUGCAAAAUCUUUGACCAUUUUACACUCCUAAUAGACAAGAAUAAAGUAAGUAAAUCCUUUUCUUGCCCAAACACAAACACUUGCUCCCUGCUAGGAUGGAACUCUAUCCUUCCUCUCUUCAAAAUGUAUUUCCAAUGAAAUUAAUAUGCAGCAGGGUAAGCAAAACAGGAAGACAAAUAUGAUCUCCCAGCUUGAAUUAUUUUGACUACUAAAUUCCAAUUCUUGGUCAUGAGUUCUGGGCACAAAUGAUCAUCCAUGUGGAUAGAACCCAAAAUGGCCUAAGAAUUGUCAGAGAUGAUACCAGGUCUAACUGUCCGCUGCAUUGCAUCAUCACAGACAGAGUAGUUUCAGCAAAAGGGAGGGAAGCCCAGUAGGCAUGCCAAAACAGACAAAGCCCAAAAGAUGUUGACUGUCUACUAAAUUUACAAUUUAUUUAAAAUAGUGGCAUUAUAUUUAAAACCUCUUUUGAACAUGAAUGGUGGAAAACACUGAGUGUUUACUGAUCAAAAACCUAGAAGCACCUGUUCACGUCCCCCAGCAUGGUGUAUUUCUUGCAGUAACUCGGGAUGUUUUCAGCUGACCCCAAAGUACAACGCUUUGUAUUGACACUAAGGGAGGAGCAUAAAAGAAGUCCUGAAGUCACAAAUAACUGGAGGCUUGCAGGAAUACUGGAGUACUCUGAGAAAGUAAUACAAGGGACCUUGUCCUGUCCUCAUAUAUUUCUCCCUAAACACAUCUCUGCUGGAGACAGCACUGAUUACAAGAACCUUGCAUUUGACCUAGUAUGACCAUUCUUAGAUUAAAAAUCCAAUUAGCUUAAGCUCCCAGAACAUAUGUCUGUUUUAGUGGUAGACUUUUCUUUGUUAAGUAAACUACUGCUCUGUAAAAUAAUUCAGAGCAAUUAUUUUUAAUCAAAACAAAAAUCAAUAGGACAUUCCUCUCGAUUGUUCACUGGGGACCUGAUUUCUGUACUUUUCACACCAUACAGUCAUGAACCAGACUAUUGCAGCAAAGCAUUUUGUACAAUUAUGUUCCAAGAGGACCAUAAUCUCUGCAGCUGAAAUAAAGACGACUUCCUUUCAAACAAGAUAUAAUAUUAAUUAAUAUAUUUUUUUUAAAAUGAGGCUUCUCUGGGGAGAUGAGAAUACUUUCCAUUUUGGUACUAUUAUUAUUAUCUGAACAAAAUAUUAUGAAUGAGAAUUUAUCUGAGAGGAAUUGUAAGAUAACAGACUCCACUUCUUAUUAUCCCCAGUUUGAAUUGUUACAUGGUACCCUCAGUCCAUCUUGCUAACUGCACCCCUGGAUACAAGAUGAGACUAGGCUCAUUACAUUUAAUUGAAUUUUACAAAAUGUUCAACCCUCAUAAUAUCUCUGUUAAAUGAGUAAUGCCAACACCCCCAACUCUGAAGAGGUGUUUUCAAAUUUUUCUCCUACAAAACCACUGAAAACCAAUCUAAUAGGCAACAUGUUUGAUCCGGGAAAAAAAACUGUAUAUAAACUCUAUGUUAACUAUGUUACUACGAUAAAGCACUUUUACCAAAUACAUUAUGUCCCUCUUUGUGAUUUAAAACAUACCAAUAAACAUUAAAGAUCAUAAAAGUAAGCCACCAGGAAUUUUGACAGUUCGGUUCACCAGCUUAUGCAGGAAGAUGCAUGUAAUGUUACGUGUCUAUUGACAUAAAUACCUCUGAAGUGGAAGUCACCUGUCUGACUCGAGGUACAGUGCAGUCCAAGUAAUAAAACAAUGCCUUGUAGUGA
This is a messenger RNA of Phalacrocorax carbo (great cormorant), 3281 nucleotides long. NCBI's taxonomy places the organism in Eukaryota, Metazoa, Chordata, Aves, Suliformes, Phalacrocoracidae. The record is from RefSeq and is a predicted model, not a curated record.